AUGACACACGCAAGCACCCAACCCGAGACGGUCUCGGCGCUCGUUGCACUCACCAUGACCCUCAACGACUGCUAUGAGCAUUUGGAGGCAUACACGCGGGCGACCUGGGCAAGACGCGUUCUGUCGUGCGGCAGUGACCACGAGAAAUUCGAGGACUUGAAUGAACGUUUGAGCCAAUGCAUUCCGGCAUUGCACCUCUCGCUCCACGUCGCGCAGCUGUUCGACCGCGAAGACGACCAGCGGGAUGUUGCUGCGGACUUUGCGUACAUCGAGGCGCAUCAGCGAGAGGUACUCGACGCCGUCGCGCGACUCUGCGAGGGUGUCGACCAGGUCGGCGUUCAUGUUGACUUGGUCCGACACAGUGUUGAACGCAUUGGCGAUCGCAACGAUGCCGCGGUCGCCCAGGUCCUGGACAGGCUUAGGUCACUGGACAAUCGCGUCAACAAAAGGCUCGAUCAUGCACUCUUGCCGCCGCAGCCGUCGGGUGGCAGCCCUGGCCCAAUGCGGCAGGCGUCCCCCGAUCUGCCCGGAAGUUUGGUAAUUCCGGCGUCCGAGCUUGUCGAUAUUCGGCUGUUGGGAGCUGGCGGCUUUGGUCAGGUUUGGCUUGCAAAGUACCAUCAAGACACUGUUGCAGUGAAGCGACUGCUGGUCAAGACGCUCGAUUCGGCCGCCAUGGACGACUUUCGCAAGGAAAUGGCCGUCCACGCUGGUCUUCGCCACCAGAACAUUGCCAUGGUUAUGGGCGCCUGUGUGGAGCCAGGACACUUGGCGAUUGUGCUCGAGUAUGCGACCAAUGGCACCCUGUUCCACGUGCUGCAGGAUGUGGCUGCCUUCCCGCAGUUGCCACAACACUUGCGGGAUCGCAUUCUGCUGGAAAUUGCCCGCGGCAUGGCAUUCUUGACGCAUAAGAGCAUUCUCCACCGAGACUUGAAGUCGCCAAACGUCCUGAUUGAUGGGGACAUGCACGCCAAAGUCACCGACUUUGGGCUGGCUCGCGUCCGAUCGGACGUCUCCACCAAGACCGCUUCCCAGCAGAAAAAUACGGGCACCCUGCAGUGGGCCGCACCAGAAUUGCUUGUACUUGAGCCUGCGACGCCAACAGAGAAGGCCGAUGUAUACUCCUUCGGUGUGAUUGCCUGGGAAGUGUUGACGCGAAAGCUGCCAUACGAAGGGGUACCAGACUGUGUUAUUCGAGACGCCGUCUCCCGCGGUGAUCGUCUUGUCGUCCCCGACCAGGCCAAUCCCAUAUUACGUGCCAUCAUUACUCAAUGCUGGACGCACGAUCCCGUUGGGCGGCCAACGUUUGAGCAGUUGGUAGCGAUUCUCGCUCCUGUCGCCCGCUCUGAGGCAAGUCUCGUGGCGGAGUCCAGUAAAAGUGUGACUCACACCAAGCCGCCUACAAACCACGAGGAAGCAACGCCACCGGCUACCACUCUUGUCAGACGCCGGGCUGCUCCUAGGCCACCGCCACCAAUUCCACCCCGACCUGCCAUACUGACUCCACCGCAAACCCCGACGCGCGUCGAUUCAUCAAACACUGCAAAGCCCAUCAACAAGCCCUCCUUGCCUCCCAAAGUACCCCCGCGGCCCUCUCAACUCGGACACUCCAUCGACGCGACCUCAAAAUCGAUGCCCAGCCAGCCACAAAUCACAGCGCCAGGCCAGGCUUCCUGCGAUAUUGCCCAAGGACCGCGAUCUGCGCCGCUUUUGGCCACCUCCACGACAGCAUUCUUUGCGCGCAACAGCGUGGAGGCAUCGCGUCGUCCUUCGGCGCCUGCUUCAUUGCUGCUUCCCGCGACGUCAAGUACGAGCUUUGGUGCGCCCAAGUUGGAGGUCGUGUCCGAUGUCCCAGCGCUGGACGGCGCGCCAGUGGUGCGUCAGAUCGAUGCUCUUCGCGAGCGUGCCUUGCAAAUGCAGCGACAGGGCGAGCUUGUACCUGCGAAACAGCUGUUUGAGCAUUGCAUGGGUUUGCAGGAGAGAAACUUUGGCAAGUCCCACCUCCAGGUCGCUUGUGCGGCGACCGACCUCGGUCGCGUGUGCUUUGCCUUGAGUGAGUACGCAAUGGCCAGAGCCAUGUUUGAGCGAGCACUGGCGAUAUCCGAGCGCGAUUUGGGGCAAAACCAUGUGCGAGUGGGGAUUAUCGCGCAUGAGCUUGGCCGGACGUACUUUGAACUUGGCCAGUACUUGGCUGCGAAAAAGCUCCUCUCGCGGGCGCGUGCCAUUGCCAUACACAAGAAUGGGGAGACGAGCAUUCAAGUUGCCAUCGUCCAGGUCGAUAUUGCGCGCGCCUACAUGGGUCUGCAGGAAGUCGAAAAGGCCAAGACACUGCUGAAACAAGUGCUGCCCGUGUACGAAGGCCAUUUCGGCGAACACCAUCUCUGCGUGGCCAACGUGCUGCGAGAGCUGGAUCGGGCAUAUACGACGCUGGGCAACACGAAAAAGGCCGAGCAGACGCGAUCCCGUCUGAGUCUGCUCCUUGCACAGCGAGUGUCUACAACGGAUCGCAAUGUCCAGCUCUUGUGCAGCUCGGCGCCAAGCACUGCGCCUCUGUGCACCAAGUACCAGACCCCUACCGUUCAUACAGAGACGUCAAACCCCAUCGACACGAACUUUGUGUAUGCUCUGUGGGAUUAUGCAGGGCGGGUGCCGCAAGAGCUGAGUUUCAAGUCCGGUGAGACGUUCACCUUGCUUGACUCGCCUCGUCCUGGCGGCAGCUGGUGGCGAGCGCAGUCGAAUGUCUCGCACCAGAUUGGCUACAUUCCGUCCAACUUUGUCGCCCGAAUGUCGUGA
Molecule: messenger RNA, 2790 nt
Organism: Capsaspora owczarzaki ATCC 30864
Lineage: Eukaryota; Filasterea; Ministeriida; Capsasporidae
Exons: 1
Coding region: 1-2790 (929 amino acids)
Biological process (GO): protein phosphorylation; cell surface receptor signaling pathway
Molecular function (GO): protein kinase activity; protein binding; ATP binding
Source: RefSeq, a predicted model, not a curated record